CCUAACAUAUCAUCCCGUCUCUUCCAUCUCAUCUCCAUGCUUUUUACGUUAUCUACUUUAGUUACACAAAUCAUUCUUCUCUCUCUUUCUUUUCAACUCUCCGGUCGACCGAGAAGGCUAUGACGAGCGAAUAACCCGUCUCGUACGGUUUCAAUUAUUACAGCAAGGUUGUAUCUGCUACUCCGUUUUAGAUGGGCUAAUUCGACGUAUAUCGUAUCGUGAUGGGGAUCCGUGGCUUUGGGCAGGCUGUCCAGAAGUAUGGGGUCUUCUCAUCAUUAAGCGGCGAUAGUGUCGUCAUUGACGGUCCCGCCCUUGUUCAUCGUAUUUCUGACGCCUGUAUGAAGCUACGACCAUCUACAUGUGGGUUUGUUUGUCAUCCUCCAUACUCAAUCCUCAGCCAGAUGGUAAUAGGUUGGCUUGAUGAGUUGAAACGGCAUAACGUCAAUGUGAGGAAAAUAUACUUUGAUGGAUAUCUACCGCCAAGUAAAUGGGAUGUAAGGCGUGAACGGCUUCUGAAACAAUCCCAGAAUAUGAAGGCGCUUAUGUCCUCUGGGCCUUCCGGGUCGCCUAAAACGCCACAGGAUGCGUUUGGAAAUCUCGAAGCCAGCAUUGCAUUAACCCGAAUAGACAUCAAGUCCUCCCAGAAAUUACCCAAGCCCCCUUUUAUGAUUCCCGCAGUUCUAGAAGCCCUGAGGAGAAGCGAAGCCUGGGGCCAUUUAGUCCUAGUCGUCCCCGGUGAAGCCGAUAUGUUCUGUGCGCAAGAUGUUCGAGAGAAUGGUGGUACCUUAUUAACAAGUGACUCCGACCUCCUCAUCCAGGAUCUUGGGAAAGGAAAUGUCUCAUUUUUUUGGGAUGUUGUCCCUACAGACCACACUUCCAAGGAACUUGGUAUAAGGGCAUGCAAAAUGUCACUUCAUGAUAUAAAUGAACGCUUGGGCCUAAUAAACCUUGGCGGCCUCCCUCGAGUUGCUUUCGAAAAACAGAGAACCAGAAUGGAUUUCGAUACUGCAGUACAGAAAGCUCGAGACAGUCGUGAAGAUACACUUAAUUCCAAAAACUACCGGCACUUCAUAGAAGAGCUAGAACUGAAGGAAUACAUACCAAGGCAUCACGCAGUACUAGGUAUACUUUCCGACUUAGACCCUAGAAUAUCAGAAGUUAUUAUCCAGACCUUGCUUCUAGAAGAGGCAGAAUUAAAUACCUCGACUCUAGAUACGAAGACACAACGAGGGCCAGAAACCCUCUCCAUAUUUUUACCAGUUAUGAUUGAAAAUCGAGACAAGAAAAGUGCGUGGACUAUGAGCACAGAUGUCCGAGAAAUCGCAUACAGCAUUCUUCAAAGUUUAAUUAAUCAAAAAGCUAGUAAAAUCAUUGAGUAUCGUACUCUAGACCCAACAACAGCCCUAGCGGGCCGAGAAGUCACGAUUCCCGAGCCCGAAGAAACAAUCAACAGCUGUGUCCAUUUAGUGGCCAUUUUAGACCAGCUAGCGCAGGGAUUACCGGCUCCAGAUCUUUCAUGGUUGGGAUUUGCAGUGUACCUUGACGUCGAAUCGUCUAUAUCAGAACAACGUCCGUCUCUCUCGGCAGCACUCGUCAGCAAAGCAGCGAGUCAGCUCGAAGAUCUAGACGAAAUGUAUUCAUGGGACCUGAUACACUUUACAGCGCAGGUUCAUGCUUGUCUUUAUUCGCUCAGGAUACAGAAGCAAAUCCUAGACGUUGCCGUUUUCAUGGGUCAAGAUCUCCCAACACUAGUACAAGAAUUGCAUAACCGUCUUGCAUCGCUUCCUCUUAUCGCAGAAUGGCCUACAGUCGAAUCUAUGUUCGACCUACUAUCUAGAUUUGGCAAUGCGAAAGGACUCGAAAAAAUAGCGGGUAUGCUCGGGAUCUCCAGCAUCGUAGAGGCGGAGCUCUCUACAAACCACCCAGAGCCAAGAAAGAGGCAGAGGGGAGCUGGUGAAGCUGCCCUUCCCAAAGGAAGCCAACAAGAUACCAAGCGACCACGUUCUAUUAAUCCAUUUGCAAUUCUUAGCCAAGCGGCUCAAGACGCGUAACAUACAGUCCUUCGUUGGAAAUGAAUUACCGGUUGCGAUUGUGGCUCGAACGGCCCGCCCACACGAAAAUAUAUAUUCAUCA
Molecule: messenger RNA, 2133 nt
Organism: Hypoxylon trugodes
Lineage: Eukaryota; Fungi; Ascomycota; Sordariomycetes; Xylariales; Hypoxylaceae
Product: XPG domain containing-domain-containing protein
Exons: 2
Coding region: 222-2051 (609 amino acids)
Source: RefSeq, a predicted model, not a curated record